GCCUGCCUGUCUGCCGUUGCCGAAGUGCUUGCAUGUCGAGUCGUGGUCAUUUGCGGGCUGCCUGACUUGAUUCCUUGUACUGCUUAUUUUGCCGGGCCUUUGUUUCUUUGUUGUCAUUGCCAUUGUCAUUGUCCCUUGUCCGCGUCGCUUCAGCUCGUCGGCGUCGCUUUACCGUUUCUAAUAUUGGGCUUUCUUUCUAGGAUGGGUUGGGCGAGGGCCAAUUUGGCUCGCCACGAUCUCCCACAAGGCCGCACAGCAUGCGUCGACGCCAGAGUAUGCAAGUCCUCGAGCUCGAGGCCAGGGUCGAGCAGCUCAUAGCAGAGAACCGUCUGCUCUCCGACGCCCGCCACAGCUCCGAACAGCACCUAAGCCACCGUGUUGUCACCGCUCUUUCCGACCGGGACACGCAGAUUGAGGCUCUCAACCAGAGACUCAAGUUCCUCAAGGGCGAGGUAUCUCGCCUGACCGAGGUCAAUGAAGGCCUCACCAGCGCCAACGCCGAGCUGGCCAACAAGGACAACAGCCGCUAUGCAGAUCUACAGGUCUACGCCGACCGUGAUGGCAACGAAGCCGCCCUCAUGCAGGCUCUGCACGAGAAGGAUGCACAGAUUGCCGACCUGACGACCAAGCUGGAUGCUGCCAAAGAGAGGAUCCGCGAGCUGCAGCGCCAGAUUCUCGAAUCCAAGGCUGCCGACGUGCAGUUCCUCAACAUCAAAGACGAAGACUACUUUGAUCAUCGCUGCCAACAACUAUGUUCCCACGUUCAGCAAUGGGUUCUUCGCUUCUCCAAAUUCUCAGAUAUGCGAGCCUGUCGCCUGACCAAUGAGAUCAACGAUGAGAAGAUCAUCGACCGGCUUGACAAUGCCGUACUAGAUGGCUCUGAUGUCGACAGAUAUCUCAAUGACAGAGUCAGGCGGCGUGACAUCUUCAUGUCCAUGACCAUGAACAUGAUCUGGGAGUUUGUCUUUACUCGGUACCUGUUCGGAAUGGACCGAGAGCAGCGACAGAAACUCAAAUCGCUGGAAAAGCUGCUGACCGAAGUUGGCCCAGCACAAGCCGUACGCCAAUGGCGUGCUGUUACCCUUUCGUUGCUCUCCAAGCGUGACUCAUUCAAGAGGCAACGAGACCUGGACACGGAGGCUGUCGUCCAGGCCAUCUACCAGACCCUAUGCAAGGUCCUCCCGCCGCCGUCCAAUCUGGAGGGCCAGAUCCAAGCCCAGCUGCGCAGGGUCAUGCACGAGGCUGUCCACCUCUCAAUCGAGAUGCGGACACAAAAGGCCGAGUACAUGAUGCUGCCGCCCCUCCAGCCCGAAUACGAUGCAGACGGCGAGCUUGUACAAACCGUCCAAUUUAACGCGUCCAUGAUGAGUGAGCGGAGUGGAACGUUGAAGCUCACCAACGAAGAGCUCGAGGCGCGCGGCGCCAUUGUGCGUGUUGUCCUCUUCCCUCUCGUUGUCAAGAAGGGAGACGACGAUGGCUCCAACGAUGAGGAGAUUGUAAUUUGCCCUGCUCAGGUUCUGAUUGCCCGCAGCAAGCUCACGCGCCAACCCACGCCAUCAGACGGGGGGAGAACUUCUACGGGCACAGGCCGUCUGAGCGGCGGCACCAACUCGCCCGAUACCAGACAGGCGAAUGCAGCCGUGAAUGCAGCCUAAGGAGGGAUUUAUGACUACACUAUUUAUGAUGACCUUUUUCUUUUACUCUUUUUCUUUUUCUUUACAUACAACUCAUAAAGAUUUUGAGAAAAAAGUUGAGCGAUGGUGUUUUUAUCCUUUUUCUUGUUCUUGUUUUGCAUUGCGUACAUAUCUCUCUGUUAUGACGGCUUUUUGGAUUACGUCUCUUGGAUUUUCUGUUUAGUGCAGUGAUGAAUUUUUUUGGUUUUAUUUUCUUCUUUUCAAUUUUCUACACCGGGCAAAAUGCGGGAAAGCAAAGCAACCUGUUUAAUACAUGGUUUGAUGAUACGAUACCUAUUCAUUGGAAAUUUUCGUGCUGCGGCGUAUCUUUUUUAUUUACCUUUACCUUUUUUUUUCUAUAUCUUUUGGGUUCACAGAUUAUGAAACUUCUGUUGCUACAACUCAGAGCUUGUACUUAAUCAUUGGCUUUUUUUGCUCUUGCGAGAACGCGAGUGUGUGUUCAUUUUUUAUGCAAUGUUGACAUGAAUUUUAAUGCGUCUCUUGAUAACUCUUUUUACGUCUUCUUUCGUUAUAUUCGUGUUUUUAUUUACCUGCUUUGAAUAUGGCUAGGCCCUAGAUUUAUGACUGAAUGAACUAGAAAUCUCCACUGAGAUGCAUCAUGA
Trichoderma atroviride IMI 206040 is the source of this 2296-nucleotide messenger RNA. RefSeq lists its product as uncharacterized. The record is from RefSeq and is a predicted model, not a curated record. NCBI's taxonomy places the organism in Eukaryota, Fungi, Ascomycota, Sordariomycetes, Hypocreales, Hypocreaceae.